Cydia fagiglandana is the source of this 6844-nucleotide messenger RNA. Its product is annotated as CUGBP Elav-like family member 1. Bases 440 to 2023 code for a protein of 527 amino acids. The transcript is spliced from 13 exons. Gene Ontology annotation, biological process: mRNA splice site recognition; regulation of alternative mRNA splicing, via spliceosome. Lineage: Eukaryota; Metazoa; Arthropoda; Insecta; Lepidoptera; Tortricidae. Gene Ontology annotation, cellular component: ribonucleoprotein complex; nucleus; cytoplasm. Gene Ontology annotation, molecular function: mRNA 3'-UTR binding. The record is from RefSeq and is a predicted model, not a curated record.
AGAUCAAGUGAGCGUUGCGAUAUUCUAGGGUAGCGUGUACAGCGUCGUUUUAGAUCGAAGCAAUCUUUCUGGUUUAGAAUGGUGGAUGCCAUACUAUACAGUAGCAUUUACCUCCGACAGUGAUUAUGCACAAUAUCAUUUAACAGUGAUUAAAAGUGUUAAAAAGUAAUCUAAGGAAAUGAAAAGAUGUCCCAAACAUGCUUAAAUCGGACAGGACGAUAACCCCAUCGUUUUCACGUUGUGAACAUUUAAAAAAAAGUGAAUCAGUGUGAGUGUUGUGAGAGUGUCAGGUUGCGAUGAGGCGGGGGGCGGGAGUGCCCCCGCGCCUCUUAUCAGUUGAUAAGGCGUCGUGGCGGCCCGAGGCAAGCGAGGUAUCGGCAAACGUGGUGAAGUCUUCAGGGUGACCAGGCUGCUUGGACCAAAGCGGCCGCCGCCCGCAAUGCUGCAUUCACUAAACGCGCUGGCGGGCAAGAUCUCGCCGGGCGGCGGCCUCGACACUAACGCGAACCGACAUUCGCACCCCAACCGAAACCACAAGGCGUCCUCGCCCUCUGCACCCUACUCUAAGCCCAAUGGGAUGAGUAUGAUCAACAACAACAACAGCACAAGUAUCAACAACAACAACAAUGAGGACGAGAAGGCGGAUAUGCCCGACCCCGAUUACAUUAAGAUGUUCGUGGGUCAGGUGCCGCGCAGCAUGGACGAGAACGACCUGCGCAUGAUGUUCGAGGAGUUCGGCCGCGUGCACCAGAUCAACGUGCUGCGCGACAAGAUCACCGGCGCGAGCAAAGGGUGCUGUUUUGUGACGUUUUUCACCCGCAAAGCGGCGCUGAAAGCGCAAGACGCUUUGCACAAUAUCAAAACGCUGAGCGGGAUGCACCAUCCAAUCCAAAUGAAACCGGCUGACAGUGAAAAUAGAAAUGAACGCAAGCUGUUCGUGGGGAUGCUCAAUAAGAAGCUGUCGGAGAACGACGUGCGAGCGCUGUUCGCCGGGCAUGGUGCCAUCGAGGAAUGCACCGUGCUGCGGGACGCGCAGGGUCAGAGCAAGGGCUGCGCGUUCGUCACGUUCGUCUCUAAGCAGGCGGCCAUCGCUGCCAUUAAGACACUGCACCACAGCCAGACUAUGGAGGGUUGUUCAGCCCCGCUGGUUGUGAAAUUCGCCGACACGCAAAAAGAGAAAGAGCAGAAGAAGCUGCAGGCGAUGCAGGCGAGCCUGUGGGGGCUGACGACGCCGGUGACGCCGACGGCGUACCUCGCGUCGGAGGCGGCGCUCUCGCCCGCCACCCAGCUGCAGCUGCUGCAGCAGUUGCAGGCGGUGGGGCUGCAGCAGCAGUUGCUGCAGGGCCAAGGAUCCACGCUGCUUCAAGGUGUUAACUAUCAGGAUAUCGCUUUCAAUGGCGCAGGCUUGAGCGGCGGGACAGUGAGCGGGGUGGGCGGAGUGACGUCCAUGGGUGGCGGGGCCGCCGACCAGCUGGGCGGGCUGCUCGCGCCGGUGUCGGUGCAGAACCUGGCGGCUCUGGCAGCUAUGACGCAGCCCGUGGUGACGCAGGCGGCGCCCAUAGCCCCCGCUGCCGCGCCUCAGCCGGCGGCGCCACAAUUAUGUCUUCUCGGGAAGACUAACAUAACAGGGUCUACAGCGGAGCCACUGAGCUCUGCGUACGCGGCGCAGUUUGGCAGCGCAUUCGCGGCCGCGCCGCUCGGUUCCGUGCUCGGCUCGGCCGCCGCGGCCGCUGCGGGCAAGCAGGUCGAAGGUCCAGAAGGCGGUAACCUGUUCAUAUACCACCUGCCGCAGGAGUUCACCGAUACGGAUCUCGCUUCGACCUUUUUACCCUUCGGGCACGUGAUUUCGGCCAAAGUGUUCAUAGACAAACAGACCAACCUCUCCAAGUGCUUCGGCUUCGUGUCCUAUGACAACGCCGCCUCCGCACAGGCCGCGAUACAAGCCAUGAAUGGCUUCCAAAUAGGUACAAAAAGACUCAAAGUUCAAUUGAAACGUUCCAAGGAACUCUCGAGACCGUACUAGACAUAGACAACUUGUUCCUAGUGAUUGAUUUUUCAAAAAAAAACUAGAAACUAUGCAAAGGUUGUAAGUAUUUGAACGUUUGUUGUGAUGUAAACCGGUGCACUUUGAACUGACAGAUAGAUAAGGUUCGUACGAAAACGCGAGUCCAUGUGCACAGUUGUUAACUAAUAAGUAUAAGGUUAAGGUUUGUGUCAAAGGAUUUAUCGUUUCCAAAGUAUUCCCCAAAUUGUUUAUUACUUAUUCAUAUUUUUUAACUUAUAAGUUUUAGUCACUUUAAGCGUAAGUUCAACGCGUUUAGCAAGCGAUACUUUAUGCACCAAAGAAAUGGUACCAACCGAGCUAACAGUGUCGAUUCAUACGCUCAUGGAAUAACUCAAAUUACGUACGUGUUAAAAAUACCUAUAUAUUUUGCCAUCCAAAGCUUAUUACCGGUGAACAAACGCCGGAACUACCAAAUGAGUAUUGCUACCUAUUUUCAUUGUUUUGUUCGUCAUAUUAUAGAACAACUUUAUAUUUAGAUACUUAAGUAGAUAUUUCUUCGUUAUAUUAAUUUUCUGUGUUACCGAUAUAAUUUGUUGUGUUAAAGUAAUCCACGUGGCCAUUGCAGUUUUUGUUCAAAUAAUAUUAGAGUAACGAAUCGAUCUCAAAGUGAUCAGUGUAUUUAUUUUACCUGACUUGUUGUCAAUAGUGUACUUAAACUUGUAAUUUUGUUUGUAAGACUGCCUACCGUGAACGUUUCUAUCGCUCUAUUGACCCGAAAUAUGUGAAUUAUUCAUAUUACGUAGUAGAUAUCUCAAAUGUUUUAUUCAAAUCACGAAAUGUAUAUAUACAUUGUAUUUUUCUCCAUGAUACUCUUAAUAUCUGUCUAAUUUGAGUACAGUCAACUGUAAAAAUAUGGGUGUACUUAGCCAACUUAUUCAAAAAUAUGUCCUAUAGUUCUUAAUUCGCUGAGCUAUGGGCCAUAUUUUUGAGAUGAUUUGUGCACCCAUAUUUUUACAGUUGACUGUACCUUAAACAUAAAUUAUAAUACUGACUUUAGACCACGAGUGAAAUGGCUCUCAAAAGAAAAAGGUUAUUUUCGGUGUAGCGUAUGGAUAUUUGAGAUAUCUAGUACCUAGGUGCAAAUAGUAAAUAUUUCCUUCUUGUCGUACUUGUUUGUGUGUAACUUAUACAUAAUUAUAUAUCUGUAAAGUAUAUUCAAUUGAACCGUUUACUGGUCGACCGUCUAGACUAUAUUCGGCGUACUACUGACAACCCAUUACGGGGAUUCGUUUUACCAUGAUCCCAUGAGUCUUUUAUUUAACACAUCGAACACUGGACCUUUAGUCAAAAUUUUAUUAGGUUUAAGUAUUUAAUAUUUAGAAUAUUUUCGUACGUAAGUUUGGUAUUCGAACAUCGCCCUUUAUGAGCACUAAAACAUUCUGAAGAAUAUGGCUCGGCGACAUUAUUAUGUUAAUUGCUCAUAACAUGGGUUCAGGUACUUAAAACUGUUUGCCAAUACAUUUCACUUCUUAUAUCACUGGCACAGUUUGCUCUUUAUAUUGUACGUUAUUAUAAUAAUAUAAUUAAACUUUACUUCUUACACUUUUUGUAAUUUUAGAUGCUUUUUCUUUAAUUAUAAUAACUCCAAUAUGUAUGUUAAAGCCUACAAGCGGAUACUAACUCAUGAGAGUAGGUAUUUUAACUUGUCAGAAUCAUAAUCAGGCGUUGACUAGACCUAGAGGUACCUAUCGAUCGUAUUUUAUUUACUUGUGUAAAUGAUGUUUUAGAAAUUCGAGUUGUGCCGGCCCGUUAUGUUCCAACUACCCACAAACGACCAAUUAAAAAAUGUAAAGUACCUAACCUGUCACUUUAAGUUAUAGACUUAUAGUUAAUAUUCUACGUGUUUAUUUUUGUCGUUUAAAGAACUGAUGUAGAUCAUCAUUGUAAUAGCUUAAUUAAAUUUAGUUGAGUAUUAUAUAUUAAAGAGAGGAUUAUAAGAUGGUUUAUAAGUUAUUUACUCUAAUUUAGUCAUGUUUUGAUGUCUGAAAAAAGACAAUAUUUAGACUGAAUAAGUUCCGUUGUAGGUGUUGCAGUUAGUGAUUCAGUCAUUGUCUAGUGAUUCCUUUAUUUAGGGUUCCGUAGAACCUAUAUGAUUAUAGCUUUUCGUCGUUCUUUUUUCUUGUUGUAAGAUAAAUUAUUAUUAGAAGGGGAAUGUAUUUCUUUAAAUUUUAUUUUAACGUUUUGGUAGGUUAAUUAAAAAAUGGGACACGACCACGAGAUCAGUCUGUUAACUUAUAGGUAUGAUUUUAAAAAUACUUGUCAAAAAUGCUAGUGUGGAGGGUUUUUUACCUACUUAAUAUUUCUUAGGUAUGUAUAAGGGAGACCUCAUUGUUGUUGUGCAUGAAAAAUGCCUUUUGGACUUUGCAAGUUUGCAUGUGAAAUAAAGAUUUCAGUUCUCGUAGAUUAAUGCUGUUACAUCCGAGUUUCCUGCCAAAACACUGACAGCCAAAAUUUAUUUUGUAGUCAUUAUAAAGUUGUAUAAAUCCGUAUUUGACAUUUAAAAAAAUAUUGUGUUCGUCCGACAUUGAAGUUUACCAAGGCAUGUGGGAAAAUUUGAGAGAGGUAGUUGCACGAAGCGAAAUAAUAGACGUCAUUACAAUUUCCCUCCAAGAUAACAUGUUCUUAGUUCAUAGUCCUUAUAUAAAAUUCGUUUUAUGUAAAAAGAUCAGCCAUGGGGACUAUUUUUUUUUAUUUAGAUAUGGAAAUUGCGUUGAUAAAUAAUAAUAUACUAUUUUAAAAAGGUACAAGAUAGCAUUUUGUGUGUGUUGCCGUGACAGAUUAUAUUUCGCUUCCUCGAUUAAGGAAUAUGCUAAAGAAAUGAGAGAGAACAUGAUAAUGAAAUGGCUAAAUAUGUUCCAUAUGCAAGAAAUAUCAAAGCAACAGAACGAGACAAUGUCUGAUACCGCGUUACUUUGCAAGUUUGCAGCGGACUCUCAGCAGCCAACACGGCUCUGGGCAUUUCUAUUUAAAGUUGUACUUGCAUUUUAGAUUUCGAAAUUUUUAUAUUAUUUCCACAGCCCUUUCGAUCCUAAUACAAGAAAAAAAGUGUCCCCGAAACUUCAUACAAAUUUAGGGCCGAUUUAGACGGCGCGCGAACUCUCAUGCGAUUUUAGUUACAUUGCGGACUGCUGGUGACGUCCGACCGAUCAAAAACCGCAAUGUAAUGAAUCUCGCACCGUCUAAAGCGGGCCACAGACCAUCAGUUUUAACUGCACAGUUUUAACUGUUCAGUCAAACUGUUCAGUUAAAACUGACAUCCCUUGUGACUACACACUUUAGUUUUUUUAGUUAGUUAUCCUUUUCGCUUGAAGUAAGACGUUUAACGGAAUCAUGGAUGACGCUUUGGCAGUUAUUGGAUUAUUGUGUAUUUUAGAAAAAAGAAGACAAAGCAGGAAAAUAAUGUGGUGUACACAUUAGUUACAGAGAAAACAAUAUACUUACGCAUAAUAAUUUACUAAAGGAGAUAAGAAUUAUUUAACCCUUUUUGUGUUCUUUAUUAUAAGCACAACGUAAAUUAUUGACUUUUUAAACAACCGCUGCUUUGUCACUAGUAGGUUCAACCUCUCGAAGUUUAACCAAUAACCUCCUGUAGACUGCCACUUUUUUGUCACGAUCGUGGUACUUUACCUUACUUUCCACAAGGAAAGGUUCAGAAUGAUAUAAAUCGAUAAAUUCUUCGCAAUAGAAAACGUGCUCACUGCAAUGAAGAUUCGUCGAAACUGACAACAAAACAGUUUUUUGCCACAGACCAUCAGUUUUAACUGAACAGUUUCAACUGUACAGUUUUAUCUAAUGAAAUUUCGAUUAGAUCGUCAGUUCAACUGCACAGUUCAAAGAUUUGCCUACACACGUACGUUUUAACUGAAUAGUUUGACUGAACAGUUAAAACUGUGCAGUUAAAACUGAUGGUCUGUGGCCCGCUUAAAUGAAUCCUUAUGCUGUCCAUUUUGUUACGGUCAUAGAAGGUUGUAUUAAAAACCAUAACCAAAUGACCCAAAAUUUUUGGGACAGGUUUUUUCUCAGUAAAAAUGAAAAACGCUCGUGAUUCUGAGUAGAAAUAAUAUAAAAAAUCCCAAUUCUAAAACAAAAAAAAAUUGGUACAACUUUAAAUAGAAAUGCCCCUCUAUUAUUUGUUUAGAAUUCCAUUCUACAAGCACUCAUGAUUUUAGUGAGAUUUAUUAAACAUGCCACCCCGUCGUCCACACUGAUAACUAAUAAUUCAUAAACCAUAUUGCAGAAACAAGGUUUACUAUUGUCAGUUUAAAAAUUAGUCUUAUAGUUCUAUGUAACUAAUUUACCGUUAUGCAAAACUGAUGAAGUGUAAGUAGUUGCCAACCACACAAGUAGCUUAACCUGCCGAUGCUAGGAGUUAAAAUUUAUUUUCCUUAUCCUGGAUUAUUGAUAGAGCUCAUUAAUUAUAAGAACUGGCCAAAUCCAAACGACUACGCAAUACAAAGUAACUGCUAACUUCAGGUAUUUUGUUACUUGUCAGCUUUAUUGUAUACCGCAAUUUAUGAAGUACCCAUUCAAUUUAGUUAAUCUUUGUAACGAGUCUAAGAAAUAACAUUUCUAAAUUGACCCAUAAAUAGGACAGAAUAAUUAAGUCCAUAUUGUACCAUGUCAGCAUAUCCUAAAAUACGGACGUAAAUUUAUUUUUACACAAUUUCGAGGCACCUUAUUUAGUAUACAAUGGUAAAAAAAUAAUAUAAAAGAACUGUUUUAUACAACACCUGUUUUGUUGAUAUGAAUGUAAAUAAAUGUCAAGUUUAAAAAACAAAA